Messenger RNA from Trachymyrmex cornetzi, 705 nucleotides. RefSeq lists its product as uncharacterized. The transcript has 3 exons. Bases 1 to 705 code for a protein of 234 amino acids. The record is from RefSeq and is a predicted model, not a curated record. NCBI's taxonomy places the organism in Eukaryota, Metazoa, Arthropoda, Insecta, Hymenoptera, Formicidae.
AUGAAAAAGGAAACUUUUGACGUUCUACUGCAAUUGACAAAGCCUUUUUUGAUAAAAUUUAGCAAUCGAGCAUUUAGUCCAGAACAACGGUUAACCAUAACUCUAAGAUAUUUAGCAACUGGGGAUCAAAUAUUGUCCAUCGCGCUGGCUUUCAGAUGUGGAGAAUCAACUGUCCGGAAAAUUAUCCAUGAAAUUUGUCCUGUCAUAGUGAAGGUAUUGCAGCCAAUCUACCUCCGUUUACCAACAGAAGAGGGAUGGAAAAAUAUUUGUGCUGUCUUUCUGGAAGAUUGGAAUUUCCCUAACUGCGUUGGAUCAUUCGACGGAAAGCAUGUACAGAUACAGGCUCCGCCAAACUCUGGGAGCUUAUUCUAUAACUACAAGAAGACGUUUAUUGUACUAAUGGCUGCAUGUGAUCAUAAAUAUAUGUUCACACUAGUCGACAUAGGCUCAUAUGGCGGAAAUAGCGAUGGUAUAUUUACAUCUUCUGAUAUUCAUUUGGCAAUGGAAGAGGAAGCAUUAAACCUUCCAAAAGGAAUUGCAAAUCUUCCCGAAAGCAAUAAUAAAUUACCAUGCUUUUUCCUUGGAGACAGUGGUUUCUCCAUCAAUUGUCUAGAGCAAGGCGCACAAUUGAAAAUGCAUUUGGCAUUUUGUCUUCACGAUGGAGGAUCUUCCGGAAACCUAUUAACAUGCAUCCUAAAUAUGUAG